AUGCCAUUUGAAAUUCCUGAAUUGGAUUCAGAAUUGAAAGAUGAAUUAAAUAUAGUUGUUAUCAACAAAACUUAUUAUCCUUCUAAAUCGAACUUAUCUUGGGAAACAGGAAUUUUACCCAAACUAAUAGCUAGACUUGACCAACUAUGCCGAUUAUCACAACAAGGAGAAAGAUUUGGGAAACCUAAAGGGGUUGAUUUACCAGAGACAAUUAAUAAAAUCAACGAGACAAUCAAAAAACAUCUAGUGUCAAAUUUGACUUCUUCCCCACCAUUCACGAUUUAUAGAAUUGCAGAAAUGAUCAUCGACCCAGAUAAUCAAGGAUACAAUCUAAUAGACAACAAUCAGCUAUUCAAGUAUUUCAAUUCAUUGAAAAAAGUAUUUAUUGUUUCAUCUUCUGUUGAAGAUUUUCCUCCGGUAGAAUUGACUACAGAAUCAGGAACUGAUGAAGAUACCAAACCAAUUCGACAGAUUGCAAAUAAUAUAUCAUUAGUUGAAAUUCCUUGGUUGGCAAACAAUACAAAAGAGAUCAAGACUACUCAAAAACGAAAGGAUCUGGAAUCCACAGACGAAAACGAGUCAAACAAGAAAAUGAAGAACUGA
Candida tropicalis MYA-3404 is the source of this 603-nucleotide messenger RNA. RefSeq lists its product as uncharacterized. Gene Ontology annotation, biological process: protein dephosphorylation. Gene Ontology annotation, cellular component: nucleus; protein phosphatase 4 complex; cytoplasm. The coding region runs from base 1 to 603 and encodes 200 amino acids. The record is from RefSeq and is a predicted model, not a curated record. Gene Ontology annotation, molecular function: protein phosphatase regulator activity. NCBI's taxonomy places the organism in Eukaryota, Fungi, Ascomycota, Pichiomycetes, Serinales, Debaryomycetaceae. The transcript has a single exon.